This is a messenger RNA of Saccoglossus kowalevskii, 689 nucleotides long. Its product is annotated as deoxyribonuclease-1-like. The record is from RefSeq and is a predicted model, not a curated record. Gene Ontology annotation, molecular function: DNA binding; deoxyribonuclease I activity. Gene Ontology annotation, cellular component: nucleus. Gene Ontology annotation, biological process: DNA catabolic process. Lineage: Eukaryota; Metazoa; Hemichordata; Enteropneusta; Harrimaniidae.
UAGACACCGACAUUAAAUAGGUGUCGUGAUAAACGCACAUCUGAUGCCCGAGGACGCCGGUGUAUUGCAGCGUUGGAAGUCUGAUGCGUAAAGGUAAAUUGGAUUGCUGUCAUCAUCGUGUGUAUCCGAAGCAAGCAGUUAUGAAGUAUAGUACGUAUCUACUUAUAUUAAUAUCCUGCUGCUUUGCACCGAAUCUGGUCUGUGGCGAAAUAGACGAUUUGUAUAUUGCUGCUUUCAAUGUAGAGAUGUUUGGACAAUCCAAGAUGUCGGACAGUGAUGUUGUCGAUGUUUUGACACAGAUUGUUCACCGUUAUGACAUCAUUUUGAUACAAGAAAUACGUGACAUUGCCGGGACCGCCAUCUUGGAUUUGUUAUCUGAAGUCAACAGUGUGUCAGAUAGUGAAUAUUUGAUAGCCACAAGCAACAGACUAGGGCGGUCAAGUUCAAAAGAGCAAUACGCAUUCCUUUACAGCCCAACCUUCACUACCAAGAAAGACAUCCCGUUCUUACCACUUACUAAGUUUGUGCUAUUUUUGCUAUUCUCUGCGGAGCGAACACCAUCAUUUAUCCUCAUAUUUGUGCUUUUAUUCCGUCCCAAGUUUAUUUUUCCGCCGUAUAAGACCAGUUUACAUAGCACCGAGGGCGCGGAAGCUCACAGUGUGCACAUCCUAUAUGUAUUGCGAACAUGA